AACGUAAGCUGGACUAAAUUGCCCUUGCCCGCGCGUCCCUUGGCCCACCGCCUGGACUCGUCUCGCCCGCGGCCGAUCUCUGCAUCUGCUCGCCGCGCCGCAACCCGGAGGCCGGAGGAGACUGCGCUCAGUCGUGCACCACCUGGGGCCCAGCAUCCUCGCGACCAUCUCCGGCACGGCGUCCGCCCUCUGCAGCCCCGGUGUCCCUGCGACCGUCGCUGCUGUCCUACUUCGCCACUGGCCACUUCGCCCGGCGACGAGUACCACCAGAGCACUAGGUUAGAAGGUAUACAUUCGUGUUCAUAUUGUAUUUGACUGAAAAGAUUGGGCCUACGCAUGGGGGCUCCAAAACAGAGGUGGACUUCUGAGGAAGAGGCUGCUCUUAGAGCUGGAGUAGCGAGACAUGGAGUUGGAAACUGGCGUAUGAUAUUGAAUGAUCCAGAACUUGGCUCCACACUGCGCUACCGCUCAAAUGUUGACCUAAAGGACAAAUGGCGCAACAUGAAUGUAAUUGUCACUUCAUCGAGUGCUCGUGACAGGGGGAGAACUUCCACGAGGAGAACCCGAGCUGCUCCUAAGAAUAGUGAUCAGUCGUUGCCAAUGAGCACAGUUACUUCUGAUGUUGAUGAUGAGAUUGUUGAUGUAAACCCUAUAGCAUCAGUAGUGCCUGUUGAAUCGUGGAAUACUUCAAAUUCAAAGAAAUCUCACUCAAGGCUAGAUAAUAUUAUAAUGGAGGCUAUAAAGAACUUGAAUGAGCCUACAGGGUCACACAGAACUACUAUUGCUAAUUACAUAGAGGAGCAAUAUUGGCCACCUAGUGAUUUUGAUCACUUAUUGUCUGCAAAACUGAAGGAUUUAGCUACCAGUGGGAAAUUGUUAAAGGUGAAUCGGAAGUACAGGAUAGCACCUAGUUCACCACGCUUAGAGGGCCGAAGCCCCAAAAUGAUGCUGCUGGAAGACGUGCAAGGAGAACCCUUGAAAUUAGGGAGUGAUGCUAGUAGAACCCUUACGAGAUCCCAAAUUGAUGCUGAAUUGGUUCGUAUGGCAACUAUGACCGCCGAGGCAGCUGCGGCUGCUGCUGCUCAUGCAGUUGCAGAGGCAGAGGCUAUCAUGGCAGAAGCUGAAGCAGCUGCUAGGGAAGCAGAGGCUGCAGAAGCAGAGGCCCGAGCUGCACAGGCCUUCGCUGAAGCAGCAGUUUUGACACUGAAGAACAGAAAUGCUGCGAAAUUGAUGGCCCAAGCUUGAUGGUACCCAGAACUGUCGCGGUCCAGCAUUGCUGCAGGGCAGGCCACCUAUGCAUGUAGGCAUGUAGCUCAUGUCAAACUGUUGUUCAGGUAAACACAGCUGUCCCUGUAGCCGUGUAAAGUUGUGUUAUUGGAUCCAUCUGGGUUCCAACACACCAACAGCGAUGCCAGGCAGCUUGGCUCUGUAUUCCCCCAUUGGGACACCAUUUUCAGAACUCGGUGCCGUGGGUAAACUCAACAUCAACAUGCCUGUUUUCACCGAUUC
Sorghum bicolor (sorghum) is the source of this 1509-nucleotide messenger RNA. RefSeq names its product single myb histone 5. Gene Ontology annotation, molecular function: double-stranded telomeric DNA binding. Gene Ontology annotation, cellular component: nucleosome. The record is from RefSeq and is a predicted model, not a curated record. NCBI's taxonomy places the organism in Eukaryota, Viridiplantae, Streptophyta, Magnoliopsida, Poales, Poaceae. The transcript is spliced from 7 exons. Gene Ontology annotation, biological process: nucleosome assembly. The coding region runs from base 337 to 1245 and encodes 302 amino acids.